AUGAGGAGCCGUGACCGCAGCCCGUGCCCCACGGCACUGACGGACUACCUGCGCCACUGCAGCAUGCACGGCGUCCGCUACAUCGUCGAAGAAGGCCGCCAUUGGUCUGAGAGGCUGCUGUGGGCAGUGGGAGUACUGGCAGGCCUGGUAGGAAUGGUGCUGUUCAUGCGCGAGGUGUGGCAGCAGGUGGCGGAGUCGCCCACCGUGGUGUCUGUCGCCUCCACCGAGCACUACCUGCUGGGCACCGACUUCCCCGCAGUCACCAUCAACAAGGUGCAGCGCUCCGCUGCCACCCGCUUCUACCACAAGUGGGGCCUGCAGGCGGUGCUCAGCGCCGGCGACUUCGAGGCGUUCGUCCGCCAGCUGGCCGGCCUGACGCAGCCGGAGCGCUUCCGAGGCGCCCUGCCGCACCGCCUCGCCGACAUGACCGCCUUCCUCGCCGCGCGAAACCUCUCGCUGAGAGACGUCAUGUGGCAGAGCGGUUCUUUGCAGCUGGCACCGUCCUGCGAGUCGCUGAUGGUCCGCUGCCUCUGGCGGAAGCAAAUCGUCAACUGCUCGCAGCUCUUCACUCGUCAGAAGUCGGACGCGGGCUUCUGCUGCUCUUUCAACUACAACACCGAUGGCCCGCUGCGCAAGGUGGAGGGCGAGGGCUACACGCAGGGCCUGACGGUGCUUGUGGACCCCCUUCUGGACGACUACUACGUGGCCGCCUACUCCUUCCACGGGCUGCAGGUGCUCGUCCACUCUCCCGUCGACUACCCGUUCGUCGCCACCAGGAGCGUCAUCGUGCGGCCCAGGACGGAGACCUUCAUUCAACGUGGAAGCGCGGCGUGCGCGUGCCGGCAGGUGGACGUGACGGUGACGGAGAGCGCGCCGGCGAUGCGCGGCCUGCAGCCGUCGCGGCGGCCCUGCCUCUUCGGCGAGGACCCCGCGGCUCGCCGGCACGGCCCGCGCUACUCGGCCGGCAACUGCCUGCUACGCUGCCGCUCCCGCCUCAUCCACGACGCCUGCGGCUGCGCGCCCUACCACCACCUGUACACGGGGGACUUCAACUGGCUGACUGUGCGGACGGCGCAGGUGGACGGCCACCACGACUGCCUCUGCCGGCCGCUGUGCGACACGGUCAGCUUCCACACCACCGUCACCUCCGGAGACCUCUUCAACUCCAACUACGACUACAACAGCUUCUUCGGAGACAUACAGAUUGUCAAUCAGACCAUCCUCCACGUUUACCUGCAGGAGCUGCUGACACUGCGGUACCGUCGAGACGUGCUUUACAAUUGGAACUCACUCAUAGGCUCUCUGGGCGGCAGUGCGGGCCUCUUCCUGGGCUGCAGCCUGCUCAGCGUGCUGGAGCUGCUCUACUUCGUGACGCUGCGCGCCCUCUGCGCCUCCAGGCGGCGGCGAGGCCAGCCGCCGCAGCCCCGCCCGCGCCCCCGCCCCCGCCGCCUACACCACCAUCACGUGCUGCCCGUCUAG
Schistocerca americana (American grasshopper) is the source of this 1479-nucleotide messenger RNA. Its product is annotated as sodium channel protein Nach-like. Bases 1 to 1479 code for a protein of 492 amino acids. Gene Ontology annotation, cellular component: membrane. Gene Ontology annotation, molecular function: ligand-gated sodium channel activity. NCBI's taxonomy places the organism in Eukaryota, Metazoa, Arthropoda, Insecta, Orthoptera, Acrididae. The transcript has 10 exons. Gene Ontology annotation, biological process: sodium ion transmembrane transport. The record is from RefSeq and is a predicted model, not a curated record.